Molecule: messenger RNA, 1044 nt
Organism: Pelecanus crispus (Dalmatian pelican)
Lineage: Eukaryota; Metazoa; Chordata; Aves; Pelecaniformes; Pelecanidae
Source: RefSeq, a predicted model, not a curated record
UUCGAUGCCGAAUUUCGCCGCUUCGCCAUGAAGCGCUCUGGCGCAGGCAGCUUCCAGGACUUCUACCGCCUGCUGCAGACGGUGCACCAGAUCCCACGGGUGGAUGUGUUCCUGGGCUACACGGACAUCCACGGCGACCUCCUGCCCAUCAACAAUGAUGACAACUACCACAAAGCCCUGUCCUCAGCCAACCCCCUCCUCAGGGUCAUCAUCCAGAAGAAGGCAGAGUCUGAUGCCAGUGUCUUCGCCUCAAACUCCCUGCAGCGGAAGAAGAAGGGGCUGCUGCGCCCCACACACUACCGGGCCAAGCCUCACCUCCUCAUCGGCAUGCCCCAGGACUUCCGCCAGAUCUCCUCCAUCAUCGACGUGGACAUCCUGCCUGAGACCCACCGCCGUGUGCGGCUCCACAAGCAUGGCUCCGACAAGCCACUGGGCUUCUACAUCCGCGAUGGUGUCAGCAUGCGAGUGGCUCCGCAGGGUGUCGAGAAGGUUCCUGGCAUCUUCAUCUCCCGCCUGGUGAAGGGCGGCUUGGCCGAGAGCACGGGGCUGCUGGCGGUGAGCGAUGAGAUCCUGGAGGUCAACGGCAUCGAUGUGGCUGGCAAGUCCCUGGACCAGGUGACGGACAUGAUGGUGGCUAAUAGCCACAACCUCAUCAUCACAGUCAAGCCAGCCAACCAGCGCAACAACAUCAUCCGCAGCAGCAAGGCCUCGGGCAGCUCAGGCAUGUCUACAGACAGCACCCCCAGCCAGCAGACCCCCAGCCCAGCCUCGCAGUACCUGAGCAACUACAGCACGGCCGAGAGCGACGAGGAGGGUGACCUGGUUAUCGAGAGUGACAGCGCGCCCCACUACAUCCCUGGGGGCUGCCCCAAUGGGGGCCCUGUGGACAGACACCUCCAGCGGAGCCUGUCCCUGCACAGCUCACGGGGCUCCCUGCAGUCUCUUGGCAGCCACAAUGGCAGGGGACACCCUGGUGACAUCUACAGGGAGCUGGGUGGCACCCGGGCUGGCAGCAGCACCCUGGCUGUCACUGAGCCCCAGUAA